Messenger RNA from Cannabis sativa, 1801 nucleotides. RefSeq names its product cannabidiolic acid synthase-like 1. The record is from RefSeq and is a predicted model, not a curated record. Gene Ontology annotation, molecular function: oxidoreductase activity; FAD binding. The transcript has a single exon. Bases 29 to 1645 code for a protein of 538 amino acids. NCBI's taxonomy places the organism in Eukaryota, Viridiplantae, Streptophyta, Magnoliopsida, Rosales, Cannabaceae.
CAAAAAGGCAAAAACUUUACGAAGAAAAAUGAAGUACUACUUAGCUUUCUUUUCAUUGUUAUCUUUUUGCAUUAUAGUUACUAAUGCUUCUCAACCACAUGAGGACUUCCUUCAAUGUUUGUCCCACAAUAUCUCAAACACAACCACUUUGGCUGAACUCACAUACACUCGAAACGACUCGUCGUUUAUCUCUGUAAUGAGCUCCAACAUACAAAACCUAAGAUUUUCCUUCCCUUCAACUCCAAAACCACUCGUUAUCGUUACACCUUCAAACGCCUCCCAUGUCCAAGCCUCUGUCUACUGCUCAAAGAUACAUGGGUUAGAGAUCCGAACACGAAGCGGUGGCCAUGAUUUCGAAGGCCUCUCUUACGUUUCUGAAGUCCCAUUUGUCAUAAUAGACUUGAGAAACCUAAGUUCUAUCAACGUAAACGUGGAUGAAAAAACUGCUUGGGUUGAAGCCGGAGCUACCAUUGGUGAAGUUUAUUAUAGGAUUGCCGAGAAAAGUCGAAAUCUCGGCUUUCCUGCUGGAUUUUGCCCUACGGUAGGCGUUGGUGGACACUUUAGUGGAGGUGGCUAUGGACCUUUGGUGCGAAAAUAUGGCCUAGCAGCUGAUAAUAUCAUUGAUGCUUACAUUGUUAAUGUUGAUGGGAAAAUUCUUGAUCGAGAAUCAAUGGGGGAGGAUUUGUUUUGGGCCAUACGUGGUGGUGGAGCAGCAAGCUUUGGAAUCGUUCUCGCUUGGAAAAUCAGAUUGGUUCCUGUCCCAUCAACAGUGACAACAUUCAUUGUUAAUAGGGAUUUGGGCCAAAAUGAGACCAUGAAGCUUGUGAACAAGUGGCAAUACAUUGCUGAUAAGUUGGAUGAUGAUUUGGUUAUCUUAAUUAGGUUCUCGACUGUGAAUUCUACCCAAAAUAAUAAGGUUAUACUCCAAGCUCAAUUCUUGUCAUUGUUUCUUGGUGGAGUGGAUAAUCUUCUUUCAUUAAUGGAAAAGAGUUUUCCUGAGUUUGGUUUGAAAAGAGAAGAUUGCAAUGAAAUGAGCUGGAUUGAGUCUGUUUCUUAUUUUGCUGGAUUCCCUAUUGGAGCUGAGAUGGAAAACUUGCUUAAUAGAACUCAACAAUGGUUGUUUUCAUUCAAAGGUAAACUUGACUACGUGAAGAAAACUAUACCAGAAAAUGUAUUGAAAACAAUGCUUGAAAAGUUAUAUGAAGAAGAUGUUGGAGUGGGAUUCUUUCAGUUGUUUCCUUAUGGUGGGAAAAUGAAUGAGAUUUCUGAAUCAGAGAUUCCAUUCUCCCAUAGAGCCGGAAACCUCUACAAAAUUCUCUACUAUGCUCAAUGGGUUCAGAAACCAGGAGAUGAUGAUGAUGAUGAUGGGAGUAUCAAUUGGCCUAGAAGUGUUUACAAGUACAUGACUCCUUAUGUGUCCAAAAGCCCAAGAAGUGCAUAUGUAAACUAUCGAGAUCUUGACUUGGGUAAAAAUAACGACAAGGGACCCACGAGUUACACACAAGCAAGUAUUUGGGGUAGAAAGUAUUUCGGGAAAGACAAUUUCAAGAGGUUAGUUCAUGUGAAGACUAAAGUUGAUCCCCAAAAUUUCUUCAGGAAUGAACAGAGCAUUCCACCUCUUCCACUACCACUGCCAAGUCCAUAAGAAUAAUGGAUAACCAUUGAUCUUCACGAAUCACCAAACUAUUUUUUUUCAUCUUUGUUUAUGUAUAAUUAUAUAUUUAUCGUGUAUAAAAUCAUGUUCACGUGGACUAUUUCAUUCAUAUAUGUAUGUAGUUAUUGUAAGGAAUUUUAUGUAAAA